This is a messenger RNA of Apis laboriosa (Himalayan honeybee), 2221 nucleotides long. RefSeq names its product fidgetin-like protein 1. The record is from RefSeq and is a predicted model, not a curated record. The transcript is spliced from 2 exons. Gene Ontology annotation, molecular function: microtubule severing ATPase activity; ATP binding; ATP hydrolysis activity. The coding region runs from base 139 to 2100 and encodes 653 amino acids. NCBI's taxonomy places the organism in Eukaryota, Metazoa, Arthropoda, Insecta, Hymenoptera, Apidae.
CUUAUGUGUACUAUCACAUUACAAGCGGGAAAAGUAAUAAAUGGGAAUAUGUGUUUAUAUUGUAAAUAUGAUAAAAAAUUAAAUAAAAUUAAUUAAAAAUUAUAUUAAUAUAAAUUAUAAUAAUUUUCAAGUGUAAAUAUGGCUACAAAUGAUGUAGAAAUGAAUAAGGAAAAGAAUAAUUUCUUAGCUGCGUAUCAUAUUUUAAAAUUUUCAAAAAAUAAUAAAGAUGAUACGGAAAUUGUAGACAUAGAAAGAAGAUGUUUUGCUAUGAAAUAUUUAACAGCAAGACAAUACGAAUCAGAAGAUAUGGCAGCUUGUUUACUUCAAAGAAGCUUAGAAGAUUAUCAAGAUUUAAUGGAAAAUAAAAAUGGUAUAAAUAAUUAUUGGAAACAAUUUAAAUUACAAACAUCAAAAAUCAAUAAUAAUCCUCAAAAAUGGAAAUCAGGUUUGUAUGAUAUAGAUACAGCAUUAAGUUUUAUAAGACCUUUAUCUUGUCAAGACAAUGCAAAGAAUACUUUGUCAUGUCAUGGAAGAUUAUUUAAUAAUAGACAUAUAGAAAAUAUUAUAAAUACAUGGAAAAAUAAAGAAAUUGUAAUACGAAACAGAAAAGUUAGUAUUCCAACAAAACAAAAUUUUAGUCAAUCUUUAAAUACAAAUUCUAAGGGAAAAAUUGAAAAUAAUAUGUAUUUUGAAGAACAGAAGUCUUCAUUUUCAUCCAAUAAUUCUGUAGAUGAAAAUAUUAGUGCACAAAUAAGUUUUAAUAAACAAUCUAAAUUUCAUUCUAUAAAUCAAAAAAAUCAGAAUUAUGUCCAGCAAAGAUCUAUUAAGUAUGAGCCUGAAUCACAUUUUAAAUUUGAAAAAGAAGAUUCAUCUAAAACAUAUAAAAAUAAUCAUGAAUCAUUGAAUUUUUAUAGAAAUCAUAUGAAAUCAAAGUCACAAAUGUCUGUUCAACAUAAUGAAGAAGAUUUUAAUAUUGCAAAACCUAAAAUAAACUUUUUCAAAACGGCUAGAGAUGAACUAAAUGUGCAAAUGAAAACUAAUAAAUCAAUGCAAAAAAAAACUUUAGGUGGAAAAGUAUCAGUUAAUUCUCAAUUUGUUUGUCCUUUUAAGCGAGAAAAAGAAAAAAUUCUGGAAAACAUGUACAAUAAUGAAAUUGACACAAUGGAAGUAGAAGAUGAAAGGUUAAAAAAUGUAGAACCAAAAAUGGUUGAACUAAUAAAGAAUGAGAUAAUGGAUUCAAAGACAACUAUUUGUUGGGAUGAUAUAGCUGGUUUAGAAUAUGCCAAAAAAAUCAUAAAAGAAGUAGUUGUAUAUCCUAUGUUAAGACCUGAUAUUUUUACUGGUUUACGAAGGCCUCCAAAGGGAAUUUUAUUGUUUGGUCCUCCAGGUACAGGAAAAACACUUAUAGGAAAAUGUAUAGCAUCACAAAGUAAAUCAACUUUUUUUUCAAUAUCUGCUAGCUCUUUAACAUCAAAAUGGAUAGGAGAAGGAGAAAAAAUGGUUAGAGCGUUAUUUGCUGUUGCUAGAGUUUAUCAGCCAUCAGUAAUUUUUGUGGAUGAAAUAGAUUCAUUGCUUACUCAAAGAUCUGAAACCGAACACGAAAGUUCUAGAAGAUUAAAAACUGAGUUCUUAGUACAAUUGGAUGGAGCUGCUACUGCUGAUGAAGACCGCAUUUUAAUUGUAGGAGCAACAAAUAGACCACAUGAAUUAGAUGAGGCAGCACGUAGACGACUCGUUAAAAGACUCUAUGUUCCUCUACCAGAAUUUCAAGCUCGUAAACAAAUUAUAAAUAAUUUAUUAAUAACUAUUUCACAUAAUCUUAAUGAAGAAGAUAUAAAUAAUAUAGCUGAACAAUCAAAAGGAUAUUCUGGAGCUGAUAUGUCAAAUUUAUGUAAAGAAGCUAGCAUGGGACCAAUUAGAAGCAUUCCAUUUAGUCAAUUAGAAAAUAUAAAAAAAGAAGAUGUCAGGCAGGUAACAAUUGAUGAUUUCAAGGAAGCCUUAAUACAUGUUCGUUCUAGUGUAUCAGAAUCAAGUCUAACAACUUAUGUUGAAUGGGACGCUAUAUAUGGAACUGGGACAGCACUAAAUUACAAAACAUAAUUCAUGUUUUUAUCAAAAUUAAUAUCAAAAUAUAUUUUUGUAUCAGAAAUUUUUUUAACAAAAAUACUUAUUAAAGAUAUUAAUACAAUCAAUAACUUUCCAAUUUUUCAAUAAAGAACUU